CAGAAGUGUCUUCCUCUUCCUCCAUUGGUCGGAUUCCGCCAUUAAAGGCUCUAAAUGUUACUCCUCGGUGACUCACCAAGAGAUCAAAGAGGCAAGAAUUCAGUCUCAACUCUCAAGCCCUUCCCUUCUAUUCUACCAUGCAAGCGAUCACCGAAAGCUGUUACUCUGAGGGGAAGCACGUGGCCCUCUUGGCAUUCCCAUUCGGCAGCCACCCAUCGAGCAGCCUAACUCUGCUUCGUAAACUAGCAACUGCUGCCCCGAACAUUCUCUUCUCAUUCUUAAACACACAAAACUCCAACCAUUCAAUCCUCUCAAAAACAAAAUCCGACGACGACAUCGUUCCACACAACAUAAAGUUCCACGAUGUCACUGACGGAGUGCCGGAGGGUCACGUGCUUACUGGAAACCCAAUAGAGCCUCUAAACCUUUUCCUCAACGCCAUGCCGGAGAAUCUCAGAAAGGGGAUAGACAUGGCAGAAGCAAAGACCGGUAAGAGAAUCACCUGCUUGCUCUCCGAUGCCUUCUUAACUUGUGCUUCGGGGAUUGCCGAGGACAUGAAUGUUCCAUGGAUCCCUAUUUCGUCAUGUUUGCCUUCCGCUCUCUCUGCUCACGUUUAUACCGACCUCAUUCGUGAGUGUUGUGGCAAGGGUAGAAGUGGAAAACUGGAUUUUAUUCCGGGGUUGUCGGCCAUGCAUGUUGCUGACUUGCCAGAGGAGGUGCUGUCUCCGUCGGCCGGCGACGAAGAAGAGUCACCUCUCUCACGCACGCUAAGUCAAAUGGGAUCGGUGCUGCCACGAGCUAGUGCUAUAAUUAUGGGUUCCUUCGAAGAACUAAACCCUCCCCCUCUCAAUCAUGAUCUUAAAUCAAAGUUUAAGAAUGUUCUUUAUGUCGGAGCUCUCUCCCUCUCAUUGCCACCACUGCCUUUACCACCUUCCACUUCUGAUCUGACGGGCUGCCUUUCGUGGUUGGAUGGUAAGAAAUGUGGAUCAGUGGCGUAUAUUGGAUUUGGAACUGCAGCUGCUCUGCCGCAUGAUGACCUAAUAGCAAUAGCUGAGGCACUCCAAACGAGCGAAACUCUGUUUAUUUGGUCUCUUAGCAAUAACUUAAAGGAAUUCUUGCCAGAAGGGUUUCUUGAGAAGACUAGGAUGCGUGGAAAAGUAGCGCCAUGGACACCCCAAAGCCAAGUGCUGGCGCAUGCUUCUGUAGGUGUAUUUGUGACGCACUGUGGAGCAAACUCUAUUUACGAGAGUAUUGUAAAUGGGGUACCACUCAUCUGCCGGCCGAUCUUUGCCGAUCAUCACAUGAUGGGACGGAUGAUAGAGGAAGUGUGGGGAAAUGGCAUCAUAGUUGAGGGUGGUGUAAUUACGAAGAAUCGGUUGCUCAAGAGCUUGGAAAUCGUUUGGGGACAUGAACAAGGGAAGGUGAUUAGGGAGAAGGCCCAAGCCCUUAAAAAGCUUGUGUUACAAGCUACUGGUCAUGCUACACAAGAGUUCAAUAGUUUGGUGGAGCUAAUAUCUGCGUUUUAAUUCAAGUUGGCUUUUCUAAUGAGCCUUAGGAUUACCUAAAUGCUGAAUAAAAUAUGUUUGAUCUAGUUUUUUUUA
Molecule: messenger RNA, 1601 nt
Organism: Corylus avellana
Lineage: Eukaryota; Viridiplantae; Streptophyta; Magnoliopsida; Fagales; Betulaceae
Source: RefSeq, a predicted model, not a curated record